This is a messenger RNA of Aspergillus mulundensis, 1254 nucleotides long. Its product is annotated as fungal specific transcription factor domain-containing protein. The record is from RefSeq and is a predicted model, not a curated record. Gene Ontology annotation, molecular function: zinc ion binding; DNA binding. Lineage: Eukaryota; Fungi; Ascomycota; Eurotiomycetes; Eurotiales; Aspergillaceae. Bases 1 to 1254 code for a protein of 417 amino acids. Gene Ontology annotation, biological process: DNA-templated transcription. The transcript is spliced from 4 exons.
AUGGCCGUCUCUCCACCUGUGGUUGACGUACACGAGAUGGCUCGCAUCCUGGAUGUCAGCGAACUUGACUUGAGUGAUGACACACUUGACGUUUCCACUCGUGCCUGUCUAGGGGCGUUUACGGCGCUUAUCACUGGGCUUCGUCGGGACGAGCCCGCCUUCGUCGCAGCUGCAGCGGACCCCAUCGCCAACGCCAGGGCAGUUUUGACUUUACUACCAGAUCUAGCACUACAAGAUACCAAUAUACGAGCGCUGGAAGCACUCCUCAUGAUAGCACUUUAUGUCUCUCCCAUGGGCGAACCCCAGACCGCCGAAGCUCUGAUGGCCAUGGGCGUGCGAAUCCUCUUCAAUUUAGGGGCUAAUACCGCACAAUCAGAACGGAACAAUCACCACCUACGAGCCAUCUUCUGGCUCUUCUACGGGUUUGAUAAGGAAAACUCCAUCCGUCGGUCUCGGCCACCGUUGAUCAACGACGGCGACUGUGACCUAGACUUUCCUUCAACAUACCUCCCAAAAUACACCGACUAUCAUUUUUUCGGCAGCGAUCUAUCUGAGUGUGUCCUGCUCUACCCUUCGGACCUGCGAAUGGUUCUCCUUAAAUCACGCAUCUACCGCCUCCUCUACUCAGUCGAAGCCCAGAAGCAGUCCGAAGCAAGGCGUCUUCAGACCAUUCGCGAGCUGGACCAUGAAUUGGGCGAGCUCAGGGCCAGCUUUCCACGCAACUGCCAGCCAGAUGACUUUGUCAGAGGGCUUGUUCCGGAGACGCUUUUCCAUGAUCUGAGUCUGCGAGGCGCCGGGACACAUUUGGAGUAUUACUUCUGCCUUACCAAGAUCCAUGCAGCUACCGCCAUUGGUGGUAGGACACCACCACCACAAUCCAGUAUAGAGCUUUGCUAUCAAGCCGCGCGCUCAAGUCUGCUUUACGUGGGCCGCCUUCAGUUCUGCAUCAUCCCAGAGACCUUUUGGAUCUAUGCGCAAUUUAUCAUCACUGCCGUUCUCGCACUGCAUCAGCGUCUCGUGGCCGUCUCCAACGCCGAUGGGCCGUAUGUUCGAGAGGAUUUACACAUACUGGAGGAGACAGCCGCUAUUUUUACGAAGCUCGCUGCUGCUAUCGCCGAGAAGGGUGGGGUGUUUGCGCCCUAUGUGAUUGCUGAGCGAUUUAUCUUACGGAUUGUGACACUGGCCAAGGAGUCUAUCAUGGCGUCGGCGAGGAAGUCAGCCAGAAUCCCCGACUUGGGGAAUGGGGGAACUUAA